Chondrus crispus (carragheen) is the source of this 1537-nucleotide messenger RNA. RefSeq names its product myo-inositol dehydrogenase. The transcript is spliced from 3 exons. NCBI's taxonomy places the organism in Eukaryota, Rhodophyta, Florideophyceae, Gigartinales, Gigartinaceae. The record is from RefSeq and is a predicted model, not a curated record. Gene Ontology annotation, molecular function: nucleotide binding. The coding region runs from base 130 to 1236 and encodes 368 amino acids.
AUGGUUUCCGCGGCAUUCGUCCUUCCGUCCGCCGUCUCCUCCCCCUGGCUCAAGCCUACUGUUCACCGCCACACCAAUGGCCUCCGCUCAAUACCCGCCGCCUCCCCGUCCGUCCCGCGCACAGCCCGCAUGUCCGUCCAGGAGGUCCCCAAGGAGAGCUUGAAGGCUGUCAUACCGGACGAAACCGAACGUCGUCUCAACAUCGGCAUCAUCGGAGCUGGUCGCAUUGGCCAGGUCCACGCCGACAACAUCACCUUCCGUCUCCGCAACGCCAACCUUGUCGGCGUCUCCUCGGGCUCCCGCAAGCUGGCCGAGCGCUGCUCAUUGGCUCAUGGCUGUGAACCGUACUACGAUUAUCAUACGCUCAUCGAAAACCCCGCCGUGGACGCCGUCUGCAUCUGUUCUGCUUCGAAUCAGCACACCGACCAGAUCAUUGCUGCAGCACGUGCCGGUAAGCAUAUCUUCUGCGAGAAGCCUAUUGAUACCAAUCUCGAAGUCAUCGACAAGGCUCUCGUUGAGGUCAGAAAGGCAGGUGUCAAGCUUCAAGUUGGCUUCAACCGCAGGUUUGAUCAGAACUAUCGCAGGGUUCGCGAUGCCAUCAUUGCGGGUGAAAUUGGCUCCCCUCAGAUCUUGCACAUCAUCAGCCGUGACCCUGCACCCCCUCCGCUUGAGUAUGUCAAGAACUCUGGUGGCAUCUGGAUGGACUGUGCUAUCCAUGAUAUGGACAUGUCGCGCUUCCUUAUCGGCUCUGAGGUCGAGGAGGUCUACGUCUUGGGUGCUGUCAACCUCGAUCCCGCCAUUAAGCAGUACGGUGAUGUCGACACCAGCAUCGUCACCCUCCGUUUUUCAAACGGUGUCAUCGGCUCGAUCGACAACUCUCGCCAGGCCGUGUACGGCUAUGAUCAGCGUUGCGAGGUGCUUGGGUCAGGUGGUUCCAUCCACAUCAACAACAAUUACCAAAACUCAGCUGUCAUCUCCAAUUCAUCUGCUGUGAAGCGCGAUCUGCCUUUGAAUUUCUUCAUGGAUCGAUACACUGAUUCUUUUAUCGUCGAGCUCAAUGAGUUCUGUGACUCUGUGUUGAACGACAAGCCCGUUCCAUGUACAGGUCUUGACGGACGUGCGCCUGUGGUCAUCGCGCUCGCCGCCAAGAAGUCAUACCAGGAGAGUCGACCGGUGCGGCUAACUGAGGUCGACCUUCCAUUGCCGGAAUCUUUGGUCGGCUGGGAUGGACAGUAAUAUCUCUGCUACUUCGCAUGUGUGUGAUAAGGCCAUGGCAGGUGAGUUUGCAUCGGAUUGCUUUCUUGGUCAUCGUGGAGAGGCGUGUCGUGGGGUCGUUGCGAUGAUAGUUUGUUUCUUGUAUCCAUGUUGAUAUGUAAUAGUCUGUAAUGUCCGCAGUCACCGUCGGAAGAGCCCGUAGGGUGCUUCCUUGAAGGUGAUAUGCUGGCAAGUCAAUUUCUGAUAAUGUAUCUAUGCCUUGUAGUGAGCUUCAUAGCACGAUAUAUACUGCAGUGCGGCUAAAAUGUGUUUCACGAUGAGA